This is a messenger RNA of Magnolia sinica, 1239 nucleotides long. RefSeq lists its product as uncharacterized. The record is from RefSeq and is a predicted model, not a curated record. Bases 816 to 1178 code for a protein of 120 amino acids. Lineage: Eukaryota; Viridiplantae; Streptophyta; Magnoliopsida; Magnoliales; Magnoliaceae. The transcript is spliced from 5 exons.
UCUGCUAAUACCAUGACUAUGGCUGCAACUUGGGUUUGGGUUGACCUGAAUUGGGUCGGAUUGGUCAGUUUGUCAAGGUCCUUGGGUCGGGUUGGGAAUAAUCACAUGCAUUUAGUUUAGGUUGGGAAUAAAUAAUCACAUGUAUUUGGUUCAGGUUGGGUUGGGUCAUGUCAGGUUACUAGUUUGGGAGUUAUCACAAGAAUUCUGGCUAUAUUCCAGCCAGCAUGAUCAGUGAUAAUCAAGCACAAAAGCAACCUGUUUAAAAUGGGUAACCACCAUGAUGAAUUUUGAUAUGCCCCCGUUUUUGAGAUUUAUUUAUUUAAUUUUGUGAAAUUCUUCAUCAUUAAUGCAAGAAACUAGACGAGUCAUCCUUGUAUUUUGUCAAGACUGAAAAGAGUUCAAAAGUUGUAAAAAAAAAAAAAAAAAAACCCUUAGCAGAUGAAACUAAAAGAAGUAAAAAAGUUGCGAAGAAAAGUAACUUACGUGCAGAGGGAACAACAUAUAUGUAAAAUACAAUCUUUUCCACCUACCAAUGAAACUACCAUGUAGAUCUAUAUUGUUCAUCCAGUGGUUUGUGCCGUAACACAAGUUUGUUCUCAUUCUGUAAUGGUCCAUCAUCAAUUCAUCUCUAUAAACCACUUGCACUGAAGGCGUGUGUGGUUUUCCAAUUUCCAAUGUAAUUCAAUGUAAAGGGCCCAUCAUUAUCAUUUCAGUGUUCAAAUAUAAAGUAAACAGGUAAAUGAAAUUGUAAUCAUUCCAUUUUCAUUUUCACAGGAAAAUGAAAUUGUAAACAGGUCCUCGCCCCAUGCCUCCACAUGAUGCCGAGGCAGAAAGCUGGUCCUGAUAAUACGAAGAAAAAUGAAGGGAGGGUAACUACUGAUGUAUGGGUUCCAGGGAAUACCAGGAAUCCUGAAACAUGUUUUAAAAGACCAGAAGCAACACCAAACAGGCCCUAUGCUUGUACAUUUUGGUGGAGCGAAACAGAAGACAUGUUCAGUGUUUCUACUGAUAAUGGCAGAUUGAGGCAUUAUCGUGACUUGCAGAUGUUGCUACAACGUGUUUGUCGAUUUACUGGAUGUCUGUCUGCUAUAGCUAUUCUCCCAAGUGAAACUAUGAAAAAGAUUGUGCUGAGGCUACAAUGCCAGAGCUGCAAACAUGUCUCCCAACACCCAAUUUAGGCAUAGGUGGACUGGUAGAUAUGAAGCCCAUCUAUGGGACAAUAGUUGCAAGAAGGAAGGC